CAGCUCCGGGAAGGCGAACGGCAGAGAGAGGGAGAGAGAGAGAUGCGAAUGGGCAGCGAUAAAUCCCUCCCUCCCUCCCAUCCUCCACGCUGCCCCCAUUCACAAGGAGCGCCGGGGACCAGCCUGCAUUCACAAACCGGAGCCGGGCAGCCCUCCCGGGCUCUCCCUCGCUGCCCCCGCCGGCGGCCCGGCCCGGCCCCGCUCCCGCUCCCCGGGGCGCGGAGCACGGUCCGGCUGCGGGGCCGGGGGGGCGGGCGGUGCCCCGGGUCUAUGCCUGCCGCCGGUCGCCUCUGAGCAGCCCCGCUCCGGGCCGCCCGGUGCCCCGGGGCUGGCCCCGGCCGGGCUCGGGGCUCCGCGGGCGGAUGGACCGGCGGAGGCGGCGGCGGCGGGGGGUCCAGGGGGCUUCAGGUCAACAGCCUGUGCUGUAGUAAGACCUUCCAAGGAUUUUUAGAUGUGCCCUGAUGCCGCAGGGUCUCCUCACUCCUGGAAAUGCAGCUCUCUUCCAGUGUGGCUGAACUCAGUUGUGACGAGACGAUGGACCCACCCGCUGAGGACUUCCAGCAGGUCCUGUCCAUUGACCAAAUCCGCUCCAUCCGUGCCAGCAACAACUACGUGGAGAGACCAGCUGUCUGCUUCCAGCAAGCCCGCUCCAACCCAUCCUUGUCCCAGCCACCACACAAGCAAGAGUGGUCCCAGGGCCGCCUGGUGUCUUCCACCUUCCAGGAUCUGCACCGCAGCCACAGCCAACAGCACCAGAUGCCACCUUUGCAGCAGCACAUGAGCCAUUCCAGCACAGCCAGCUCCGUCUCCCAAAGCACCACCGCCUCCGACCAGCGCCUCCUGAGCAGCCUCACGCCCUCCCACUCCGGGCACUCCCUCAUCCGGACGCAGCCCCGGGCCGGCGAGCUGAAACCGGAGGAGUCACCGCUGAAGGGGGUGGCGGAGAAGCCCACGCUGCACACCGGCCACCUCUUCAUCUGCGAGGAGUGCGGGCGAUGCAAGUGUGCCCGCUGCACGGCCGCCCGCAGCCUGCCCUCCUGCUGGCUCUGCAACCAGCGCUGCCUCUGCUCCCCCGAGAGCCUCCUCGACUACGGGACUUGCCUCUGCUGUGUCAAGGGUCUCUUCUACCACUGCUCCACCGAUGACGAGGACACCUGCGCUGACGACCCCUGCUCCUGCGGGCCGGGGUCCUGCUGUGCCCGCUGGGCUGCCAUGAGCUUCCUCUCUCUCCUCAUGCCCUGCCUCUGCUGCUACUUUCCUACCCUGGGGUGCCUCAAACUUUGUCAGCGGGGUUAUGACAACCUGAAACGACCCGGCUGCCGCUGCCAGAGCCACACCAAUACGGUCUGCAGAAAGAUCUCCUCCUCCAGCGGCACACCUUUCCCCAAGACGCUGGAUAAGCCGGUAUGACCCUCCCGGGGAGGAGAAGCAGGCUCUACUCCUCUUCCUCCUCCUCCUCUCCCCUCCAUCCCCCUCCUCUCUCAGCUCCCUCUGCUCUGCAGCGCUCUCCCCUAAUCACCAUCAGCUCCUGGGAAUGACAUGGGUGAACUGGUGGUCCCUCAGCCUCUGGGAGCAGGAAGGCAGCCGGAUGGCCAGGGGAGCUGGCACCAAGCUGGUGGGAAAUUAUGGUUUUGCACAUGUGGGUGGAGGGACCAGGAGAGGCAGAGGGAGCUGCGGGUGCCCUCCCUGGCCGUGGCCCACGGAAAAGGGCCACCCGGCGGGUCCUUGGGGCUCGCUGUCAGAGGGUUUUAGGAGCUGACGCUACCCCAUGGUGUGGUCCUUUCCGAUGAGGGGAAGAGGCAGGUCAACACAUCCCCUCUGCAGGAGCCAGACCUCCUUCUCUCUCUCUUUAUCUCUCUCCAGCACUUUUUGUGGGGGGCCUCUCUACUCUCACAUGGCUGUAGGUCUGCUUUCCCCAAGGGGUCGGGGUGCGGCAGGGUCCCACUGGUGGCAGUGGCUUCCCUUUGGGCUUGGAAGCUGCUGGGAGAAGCAAUCUAGCUUCAAAAUGAGGUGGCAUUGUAUUUUUCUGUCUCAAAGAGGAAGGGAAGGUGUGGGAAGCUUUAGAAACCUUCUGGCAGAGGAUGGAGCUAUUGGAGGCAGCCUAGCCCACUCGCUUCUGCCCGACUGCAGUGAGGGAAAGGUCCCCUCUGGGAUUUAGCUGAGAACAAGAAGCUGGUUUGAAACUGCCGUUCAUUUCUCGAUGCCUUGAAGGGCUACCUCCAGGCCACAAACCCUGGUGGGUGGGUGAUGCCGCCCAGCUCCAUCCCACCACAGAGGAGAUGCCACGGGCACUGGCUCUGUGCUUGAGCUCCAAGAGCCCCAGUCUGGUACCUUCCACCAGCACUGAAUUCACUUUAGAAAAAAUACCCCAAACCCAACUGUCAGCAUCUGCCUCUCACCCUGCUCUCCCUGUCACCUUGUGCCGGUCCUGGGCAACUCCCCAGCGGGGACUUCUGCAGCACCUGCUUUGGAUUGGAGGGAAACAGAGAGCAGAAGGGGGUGUUGAAAGAUGGGAGCCCCACCUUCCCUCCCUGCAGAAGUUGCCUGUGAGUCCUCACCUCGCUUUCCUUGGCCCACCUGUGUGUCACACCAACACCAGCGUCAUGCCGGCAGGCAAACCUGCUGGCACUGCUGAAGGGUGUUCUGCACUGGUGGCUGCCUGCGGCAAACCGGAGAUGGGUCUGAACCAAACCCCAGGGCUGGGCUAUCUGCAGACCAGGAGGAAACACCAAUCAGGGUCAGGGCUUCAUGGUUUACUUGUUGGGAUGAUAAAAAGCCCAACUCAUCGUUGUGGCUGGGGGAAGGUCCAGGACUCAGCCCCAUUCCGCUUGCCAACACACGGCACCAGCUCUCAGUUGUGACUCUGCUGACAUUGGCCAAUUGGUCAGGGAAGCUUGGGGCUGGGAUGAUGUCUCGGUGCUCAGCUCUGCCUGCCUGUCCCCACUCCGAAGUGUGUGUGUUCAGAGGGAAGCAAAUGGUUCCCCUGGAGAAAUAUAUGCAACAUGUCCAUUGGUGUCCUCCACAGCCCUGCCAUCCAGGGCUCAUCCAUCACCUUCCUUCAGCCACCUCUUUAUGUAGAGUUCUGUGGAUCUAUUUUUGUAUAUAUAAAUAUAACGUUAGGAUGGCUAGGUCUAUUACUAAUAAUAUUCAUGAUACUGCUGUGAAUGGUGCCAGAUGCAAGGUUUGGCUUCCUGGUACACUUGCACAUGCUGGAAGGUGACUUCCCAGUCUGUUAAUUGCUAAUCCUAGACCUAUAGUUCCUGGGUAGUUGGGAGAGGGGUUUACAGGUUGCUCUGGCGGCCUCUGCUUGGCAGAGAGAAGGUCAGGAUUGGUGCGGCCUGUGGGGUGAGGCAGGACAUAGACUCUCACGAUGGGAUUCCUCUUUCCAUACAUUUCCUAUCUGAAAAUUGCAGCUGAUCCAAGCUCCCUCUGUUGCUGAGAAAAGCGGUUCCAGUGGGUGAUUCAUCCCACCUUGAAAACAUUAUUCAUUAAAUUAUAGUCUGGUGGUGCCUGUCUCCCCUUGACACAAAUGGGGCUCAAACACUGAACUCCCAGUUCCUCAUGGAAGGGAAGAUGAAUCCCAUCCCUGGUGCGAAGUUUGUGCCUGGGCCACGUAACAGUCAUGACCGAAAUCCUCAGCCCGAUUUCACCUAGAGCCUGAGCAGGGAUGUAGAAAGAUGGUUCCUCUGACCAAGGGUGGAGAACCCAUUUCUGUAAGCUGUGGGGAAUUCAGGACGAUGCUCUGGGUUACAGUGAGGAUCUCCUGGCAUUGAAAAGGGAGAGGACCAUGUCUGUGUGGUUUGCACAUCCUUUGAGGCCAGCUCUGGACCCUGAAAUCGUUUGGGUUUUAAGGCAAUGACUUUCUCGGAGGAUGCCCUGUAGGUGUGUGUACCCCCAUAAGAUCAGUCCGUGUCUUUGUGGCAGCAGUUACGAAAUACAUUGCAAACAUAUUUAUCCACAUGCCAAUAAUUGCUUGGCUCCCUACUUCUGAGUGAUAUUUGGGGGAGAGACUUCCACCAAGAGGCAACUCUUCCUUUUGGACACUUGGUUCACUUUUCUAUUGGUGCUGAUUAAACUCCUUCUUCCCAAAAAAUAGAAAACUUUUUUUUAGGGAAAAAAGGUCUCAUUUUCACUGAAGGUUUGAGGAACUGUCUCACUUGAAUGAGAAUGUGAAAUAGUUCAUUGAAACUUUUUAAAGAAAACUAAUGAACAGAAUUUUCCAACUUGCUCUACUUAGAUUUUUUUUUCUCCUCCUUUUUAAAUGAAUCCUCCUUGUAAAUUUAGUUACCACCUCUGUAUCUUUGCAACUCAUUGCUUCCUCUCCUGAUGGUGGAAUGACUCAACACGAGGAGCUUCAUCAUUUUCACAGCCUCCGAAGUCAUGCAGGCACGGAGUGACCUCCCCCAGGUGUGGGACCUGUAGGAUGAGAAGAUGGUUGUCCACAUAUCAGCUCCCCAGAGCCAGUUUUGCUUGGCGCUAGCAGAGCGAGGCGGAGCCCUGCGCUACUAUUGCAGCGUAUUUACCUUUGGUAAUUGGUAGGAGGCCAGGACGCCUGCCAGUAGCCUUCUACCUAAUGGGAUUUUUCUGGGUCGGUGCGGAAGUCCCAUUUCGACCAGGGAAUCUUGCCAUAGCCUGGGUGCGGGGCUGAGGAGUCCAGCCAGGUCUCUUGAACGUCUUAUCUCCAAGAAAUGAAAGACCUGCGAGAUAUCUUUUAUGAAAUAUGGAACAUUUAAAAGGGAACUUGAGAGCAGGGGAGCCCCAGAUGGGCACUGAGGGGUGUCAGACCAGCGCAAGGCUUUGGUUUGAUUGUGUUAAGGGCAAAAGGCAAAGCCACAUCCUUGCAGUUGUGUGGACUAGAGAAGUGUAGAGCUGUUGGCCCCUACACGGCUUGCAGGGGCAGGUGGCUUCACGUUGAUCCCCACUCCGUCUGGGGGGGACUCGGUGAGCUCCAAUUCCUUGCUCUCCGCAGAAGGGACAGGUUAGGAUUUGCCGAAAGCUGUCCAAAGAGGCCAGCUCUGGUUCGCUGAUCUCAGGUGUCAGGAAGGCUGUGGCCAGCCUCUGAUCAUGUUUUUUUCUCACAUCUUCAAACCAGAUCCAUCCUGCUCCUUCCCUGUCUCUGGCUGCCAGAUAGUUUGGUUUCCCUGCAGAGAGGACUCCAAUUUUGGUUGGGGUUGUGAGCCCCUUUCCUGCCCCACCCUGUAAUGAGUCAGAUAACAUCUGCUCCAGAUGUUUGUUUGCAGCUGCUUGUCCUGGCAGUUUGGGUUUCUCUCUGUCCUGACGUGUCUUUUUUGGUUUUCUUUUGGGAGAGUCACGUGUUGAGUCCUCUGUUUUCCCUGUGCCCCUGUGACAUGACAAGGAUGGAGCCACUUUGCAAGGGAACAUUUCUCUGUGUUGUGUCCCUACCGGUUGUGGGCUCCUUUGCCAGGAAAUUUGCAGGGCCAAAGGAGGAGGAGGCAGGAGCUACUGAGCAGGACCUGAGCUCCCCCUGCUCUGCUCCCCAUGCAGGCACCUCUUCUUCCCACCCAGACCAACAAAGCUCCAUCCACACUAGAGCUCCUGCUGGUAUUUGCUUUCUCCAAGGCCUCCCUUGGUCCAAAUCCUCUCCUUGCUGACUGGCAAACAAGAUCAGUCCCAGCACUGGUAAGGAGGGGUCACUGAGGACAAAGGUGGAGUUUCCCUCCCAUCCCACCCUCCUUGUGGAAGGGCAGAAGUGGUCCUUGGGCUGCUGUCCACGCAUCCCUGAGAAACAUCAGUGCCAACCAAGUACCUCAAAGAAUAGGGGGGAAACUCUCUGGGUCUCUACUCUCAGAUUCCCAUAGAAUCCCAUUCAGUUAACUCUUCCUCAUUCCCAUGUGUGAACCCAAUGGCUGGUGGUCAAGUGUCAUCGACCAAAAGCUGUCAAAGCACAGAAUAACAGUUUAUAAACAGGUGCUUUAGUGCAAUAAGGAGGGAUGAGCAGGGCGGUGAGAGGAACUGCUGCAAGGUUUGCACAGGGAAAGAACACACCAUGCCCUGAACUUGCUGUUUCCACCACCCGCUUUGUUAGUUUUCUAUCUCUGGCCCUUGGGUGUUUCAAGGCUGGAGAAAGCUGGGAGGUCUUCAGAUAUUGGAAGGUCUAAUUUUUGUGAUCAGCAUGUGAGGAAAGUAGAUAAGGGAUGCGCCUCCACCCCAAAGCCCAUUCUUGGUCUUUAAUGGGAUGCAGUUCAGGCUUGUCCCCUUCAAGGAGGCAGCAGAACCCAGACCUGCGGGAUGCUUGCAGCAGCUGGAAGCUGCUGGUUGGCAUCUAGUCCAUGUGGCCAAACCAGAGAUGUGAUGUCUUUGGGCUUAGUCUGCUUCAGGGUAUUUCUCAGUGAGCAUUGGGAUCUCUUGCAAAUUCUUUCUCCCAGAGUGCAGGUAGGGAGCUUGCGCAGAUGAGAUCUGUUGUCCUGCUUGGGGUGAUGUUGCGGAAGAAUCCCCUGGGGACAUAAGCCAGGGAGGCUGAAUGGUCCUUUUGCAGGGGGACUGCAGGCAAGAGGGAUGUUGGAUGGGUGGGAAGGGAUCACAAGCCUCCGUGGGAGUGCCGGCAAGGGGAAGCCAUGCGAGGUCUCUUGCUGGGUCUCUCUCCUGCUGCACCUUCCUGCAGCUCCUGAAAGGGCUUCAGCAUGAGCAGAACCAAACCCACCCUGUUGAGCUGGCCUGGGCUUUGGGAGAGAAGGUUUCUCACACCCUCUGUCCCAACAGCACCAGCCGAGAGGUGUGUGGUUGUCCUGGAGCCGUCACAGACCCAACAGAGCCCCUUUCCCCCCUCCCCGUCCCCUCUGCCCAUCCUUUCCCAGCGGUUCCCUCAGCCCUUUGCGAUGCUCUGCAGACAGGCGGUGGCUCCACAGCCUCCUGCCUCCCCAGGUGUCCUCAGCACAAAGUUCUCCUUAGAAGACGGAUCACCCUUGGCUUCGAAGGAGAGUCUCGUACCAAGAACCGAACCCUCUAAUUCUCCAUUUAAUUGGUACAAAGGCAUUCUGUACAGUGUAUAAAGAGACCCCUCCCCUGGCUGUCUUUAUUCGGGUUCCUUUCUAUAAGGUAUAAUAUAUGUUUGUAACCUGAUGGCUGUUUUUUGACAAUAGUCUUGUACCUUUUAAGGGAAAAAAAUAAAAAACCAAAGUAUUUAUUUGAAAAGUUUAUUUUAAAGAUAAGAAAAAAAAUAACCUAUUUAUUUUAAUGCACCCUCUUCUGUUCGGUUUUCUUCUCUUGCAAAGCUGAUAACUGUUACUGAACCACUGCUGAGGUGAAAGAAGUAAUUCUAUGAGUGGCUUCACAAGCCCACUUAGAGCAACUAUUCAAUAAAAAUAUAUAUUAAUUUUGAA
Molecule: messenger RNA, 7340 nt
Organism: Columba livia (rock pigeon)
Lineage: Eukaryota; Metazoa; Chordata; Aves; Columbiformes; Columbidae
Gene: SPRY3
Product: sprouty RTK signaling antagonist 3
Exons: 3
Coding region: 490-1410 (306 amino acids)
Biological process (GO): animal organ development; negative regulation of MAP kinase activity; negative regulation of Ras protein signal transduction
Cellular component (GO): cytosol; membrane
Source: RefSeq, a predicted model, not a curated record